AUGGCGGCGACCACCGAGUUUUGCCGCAUUAAGCUUGUUCUAUCAGAAACCAAUCCAGGCCGCUUCCGCCAUGCCGCUAACUUCACUCGCUCCGGCUAUUUCAGUUUAAAUAAAACGGUAGGCAAACCCCGCCGUACAAAUUACUUAUCCACUGGUAAACUUGGUGAUUUGGGGGUCUGCGGCCGGGCUAAUGAAACCGGUUUUCAUCCCCAGCGCGCCGCUCCUUCUUACACCAACAUUGAACUCGCGGCUUGUGCCGGCAAAGACCGCCUGUUGAAGGUGCCAUCGUCAAAUAUAAGGAACUUCAGCAUUAUAGCACAUAUUGAUCAUGGGAAAUCCACACUGGCAGAUAAAUUGCUACAGAUGACUGGCACAGUUGAAAGCAGAGAGAUGAAGGAGCAGUUUCUUGAUAAUAUGGACUUGGAGAGAGAACGAGGCAUCACCAUCAAACUGCAGGCUGCAAGGAUGCGUUUUAUGUAUAGAAAUGAACCAUAUUGCCUGAAUCUCAUCGAUACACCUGGUCAUGUUGACUUCUCCUAUGAGGUCUCACGCUCUCUGGCCGCCUGUGAAGGUGCUCUUCUAGUAGUAGAUGCCUCCCAGGGAGUGGAGGCCCAAACUUUGGCCAAUGUGUAUUUGGCCUUGGAAAACAACCUUGAGAUCAUACCAGUUCUGAACAAGAUAGACCUCCCAGGUGCUGAGCCAGAACGUGUUGCCCGAGAGAUAGAAGAGGUGGUCGGUCUUGAUUGUAGUGAUGCAAUUUAUUGCUCCGCAAAGGAAGGCAUAGGUAUCAAUGAAAUAUUAAGUGCAAUAGUUCAAAAGAUCCCUUCACCUCAGGAUACUGCAGAAAGGCCAUUAAGGGCUCUCAUAUUUGAUAGUUACUAUGAUUCAUAUCGGGGAGUCAUUGUAUACUUUCGACUUAUUGAUGGGACAAUUAAAAGAGGUGACAGGAUAAUGUUUAUGGCCAGCGGGAAGGACUAUUAUGCUGAUGAAGUUGGAGUUUUAUCUCCCAACCAAUUGCAAGUUGAUCAAUUGCUUGCUGGAGAGGUUGGCUAUCUUUCAGCUUCCAUAAGAUCAGUAGCAGAUGCUAGGGUUGGUGAUACUAUUACACAUUACAACAGAAAGGCCGAAGAAUCUCUUCCUGGAUACAAGGAAGCAACACCUAUGGUUUUCUGCGGCCUGUUUCCUGUUGAUGCUGACAAGUUUCACGACUUGCGUGAUGCUUUGGAGAAAUUGCAGCUUAAUGAUGCUGCUCUAAAGUUUGAGCCGGAGUCCUCAAGUGCAAUGGGAUUUGGAUUUAGAUGUGGGUAUCUUGGUCUUCUUCACAUGGAAAUUGUUCAGGAAAGGCUUGAACGUGAAUACAAUUUGAGUCUAAUAACUACAGCUCCGAGUGUGGUUUACCGAGUCAAUUGUAUCAACGGUGAAACUGUUGAAUGUUCAAAUCCAUGUUUACUUCCUGAACCUGGAAGCAGGAGGUCUAUUGAAGAGCCAUAUGUUAAGAUUGAAAUGCUCACCCCAAAAGAUUAUAUUGGUGCACUUAUGGAGCUUGCUCAGGACAGGAGAGGAGAAUUCAAAGAAAUUAUGUUCAUUACUGAAAACAGGGCAUCAAUUAUUUAUGAGUUACCCCUGGCCGAGAUGGUGGGGGACUUCUUUGAUCAGCUAAAGUCUAGGAGUAAAGGCUAUGCUAGCAUGGAGUAUUCCUUCAUCGGGUAUAAGGAGAGCGACUUGAUAAAGCUUGAUAUUCAAAUCAAUGGGGAUCCUGUGGAUCCUUUAUCCACUAUUGUCCAUAAAGACAAGGCUUAUGGUGUUGGAAGGGCUUUGACUCGAAAACUGAAGGAGCUAAUCCCCAGGCAAAUGUUUAAAAUUCCAAUCCAGGCAUGCAUUGGAUCCAAGGUGAUUGCUAGUGAAGCUUUGUCAGCUAUCAGGAAGGAUGUUCUUGCUAAAUGCUACGGUCAGAUUUUGAACCAAUUCUUUUAUGCUUUGAAAAUCCAAGCUGAGGGAAAAAAGAGGAUGAAAGCAAUUGGUCGGGUAGAGGUACCGCAAGAAGCAUUUAUGGCUGUAUUGAAACUUGAGAAAGAAGUACUCUAA
Molecule: messenger RNA, 2085 nt
Organism: Striga hermonthica
Lineage: Eukaryota; Viridiplantae; Streptophyta; Magnoliopsida; Lamiales; Orobanchaceae
Source: the annotation of a GenBank genome assembly